AUCUUUUUCUUAGAAAAGAAAAAAGGAAAUCUCUCAUCAUCUUUUGCAACAAAACCAUUUUUGCUGUUACACUGGAAAAACAAACAGACGAACAAAGAAUUUCUCUCUCUCUCUGUCUGUCUAUCUAUACUCUCUCUAUCAGCCCAAUCCUGUCUCCAUUCAUCCAUUAAUCUUUUUAGUUCUUAUUAUUAAAAAAAAAAAUAUAAAACACUUAACUUAUCUUCUUCAUAUUUAUUUUUGCCUCUUUUUCGUAUUUUACACUAUUUCUCUUUGUUUUUUUGUUUUCUUUUUUCAAUCUUUGCAUGGUUUUCAUCUAAAUAUUUAUUAACAAUCGAUAGUGAUAAUAUCAAUAAUCUCUAGAAAUCUUUUUCGUGAAUUCUUGAUCGCUUCAAUGGAUCAAGUAACGACGCAAUCUUUUGAUUCUUGACUCUCUUUUGAGUGAAUGAGAGAUAAUGGGAUUAGAAUCUGCUGGUAGUUUCUUGAACUUCUCAAACAAACCUCAAUUUGAUUCUCAAAUUUGAUGGUUUGAUUGCUGAUCAUCAAUCUAAUUCUGGGUUCUUUUUGUUUCGUUCUGGUAUGAAGAAAUUGGGUAUAGAAGUUUGAUUACUGGGAGUUUUAGUUAUUGUUGUGGAGUCAAUGGAUGGGGUCAGUCCGAAUGAGGCCCAGGAAUUGGAUGGGCCAUCGGUUCCAUGGCGGCCGAGGCAGCUGGCAUUUGGACAUUACAGGCAGGAGAGUGAACCUGCCAAAAAGGGACAAACUUUGCGUGUUGUCGUAAGAAGUCCUUUGGUUGCCAGACUAACCAAAGACAUAGUCGAAACGUAUCAAACAUGCAAUCCACAAUUCAAAUAUUCAGAAGAAUUAAAUCCAAAACGAUAUUUGACCAGCCCAUCAGCUGGAGUCCUCAAUGAUGGCCAUGAUAAUGUGAACUCGGAUCUUAUUCUGACUGUGAACUUUGCUUUGAUCAAUUUAGACACACACAGAAGAUACAUAGUCAAAGAUGUUCUUGGUCAUGGGACUUUUGGGCAGGUUGCUAAAUGCUGGGUCGCAGAAACUAACAGUUUUGUUGCUCUGAAGAUAAUAAAAAAUCAACCAGCUUACUAUCAGCAAGCUCUGGUUGAAGUAUCUAUCUUGACAACGUUAAACAAGAAGUAUGAUCCUGAUGAUAAGCAUCACAUUGUUCGUAUUUAUGAUUACUUUGUAUACCAGCGGCACUUAUGCAUCUGUUUUGAACUUCUUGACACCAAUCUGUAUGAGCUUAUCAAGAUAAAUCAAUUUAGGGGGUUAUCAUUGAGCAUUGUCCAAUUGUUCUCUAAGCAGAUUUUACGUGGAUUGGCUCUAUUAAAAGAUGCUGGGAUAAUCCAUUGUGAUCUGAAGCCAGAAAACAUUCUUCUGUGCACAAGUGUGAAACCAGCAGAGAUUAAAAUAAUUGACUUUGGAUCAGCAUGCAUGGAAGAUCGCACUGUUUACUCCUACAUUCAGAGCCGUUACUAUAGAUCUCCUGAAGUUCUUCUAGGUUAUCAAUAUUCUACAGCUAUUGACAUGUGGUCCUUUGGGUGCAUAGUUGCAGAACUGUUUCUAGGAUUGCCACUUUUUCCCGGUGCUUCAGAAUUUGAUCUCUUGAGGAGAAUGAUUGAAAUACUCGGAGGACAACCCCCUGAUUAUGUUCUAAAAGAGGCAAAGAAUGCAAGAAAGUUCUUCAAGUGCAUUGGGAGUGUUCAUAAUUUAGAGAAUGGUGAAGUUUCCUUGGGAGGAAGAAGUGCAUACCAAGCAUUAAAAGUGGAAGAAUAUGAAUCUAUAGAGCUGAAAAAACCAUCGAUUGGGAAGGAGUAUUUCCAUCAUAUGAACCUCGAGGCAAUUGUUACAAACUAUCCUUACAAAAAGAAUUUGCCUGAGGAAGAUAUUAAGAAAGAAAGUCAAAUUCGAUUAGCUUUGAUUGAUUUCUUGAGGGGACUUGUUGAGUUCGAUCCUGCAAAACGAUGGUCCCCUUUUCAAGCGUCAAAACACCCUUUUGUAACUGGGGAACCUUUCAUGUGCCCAUUCAAGCCGCCUCCAGAGACCCCUUGUAUGCCUGUUGCCCAAAAUAUUAAGGUGGACCAUCACCCAGGUGGAGGGCAUUGGUUCGCUGCUGGUCUCUCUCUUAAUGCAGUUCCAUAUGGUCAUGGUGCUAGUUAUGGUAGUGUUGGAAGCCAUGGUAGCUAUAAUGAUGGUAUUGGCCUUGGAAGCAGCUAUGGAAGCUAUGGAGAUGGUAGUAAUAUGUUUGCAUAUUAUUCACCAGUUGCUCCAUCUGGCAUGAACAUGCAUCCACAGGCUGGUCUGUCAAUGCUUGGAAAUAGUCCAGAUGCAAGAUGGAGGUUUAUUCAAUAUUCACAUGGAAAUGGUCUUGGUAUGAGUCCGUCAGCAGGAAAUUUUGCACCACUGCCCCUUGGAACCAGUCCCUCACAGUUUACUCCACCAAGUUCCUACUGUCAAGCUUCAGCUGGUUCUCCUGGACAUUAUGGUCCAACUUCCCCUGCAAGAAGCUGCAGUCAUGGAUCACCUUUAGGAAAAAUGGCUGCAGUUACACAAUUCAAUAGAAGAAAACGUUGGGGGUAUUCUGGAAGUUCUCAAUCUCAGGAGUCUACAUCUUUGUCAAAUUGGCAAGGACAAUCAACUGAUGGUGCUUGCUCUAACCAAGCUGAGGGAAAUCCUCCAGUACUUGGUAGUUUACCCGCACAUUGGCAGUCAAGCUGGAUGCAGCAACAAGGAGGCAGUGGAAGUACAGCAUGUCCCUCAGCCAUUCAGAGCAUUCCAGGCUCGUUUAAGCCUGUUGCUAAUAUGAAAUGCCCUCAAAGUGCAGGGCCUAUUCAUGAUAUGCCCGAGACUAACCUUUCAUUGCCAGAUCCAGGGGAUUGGGAUCCUAAUUACAGCGAUGAACUUCUUCUGCAAGAGGAUGGUUCAGAUAUGAGUUUCUUAAGCUCUGAGUUUAGCAAUAGCAUGCAUCUUGGUUCUGGUGAUCCAAUGGUAGGUGUUGGAAGAUCCAACCGUGCUUCAAAUGCGAGCUCAAGUUCAUUAAACCAAAGACAAAAUGGGCCUCUUCAUGCAUUUUCACAUGUUGACGUGGGCAGCCCUCCUUCAGCUCAUGAUUUUCAUGCUGGAUAUGGCCGUUCAAUUUCAAAGCCUUCUUAUUUUACACCUCAUGUCUCACAAAAUUCUCCAAGCCGUUUAGGACAGCGGUUCAGUCAUGGAAGGCUUGCUGUUCGGGGUAGUGAAUGGAAUCCUAUUAAGGUCCAGCCCCCCUCUUCCAGCUUCAGUUCAGGGGGGCAACGUUCUCCAGGAAGUAGUUCAUUGAGCAACAGCAUGCCAUGGGGGCGUAGGGCCAAUUUCAAUAGCAUUCCGUCACCAUCCCGAGGAAGAAAAGAUCUUGGAAGGAUUGCCUAGUUCUGUAUCACCUAUAUUUUCCCUGCGAUGGUUUUGUCAUGGAGCGUUGGAAGAAAGUUGUGCGCAAUAGGUCACGUGCUUAGUGGGCUGUUGCUUUGAAACCCCUGAUCCGAGACAUGCUCAUUCAUUGUGCUUGCAUAGAAUAUAAUUCAUGAUUGUGGUUUUUUCUACUCUGAUCAUUAGACAUGCAGUCUUUAUUUUUCUUGGUUCCAACAAUUCCGUGGCCAUGAUACACCCCCCUGUCUCAGGUUUUCAAAUUUACUUAUUUUACUUGUGAUUGCAUUUUAUGUACGUGAAGGAUUAAACUUAUCAUUGAAGUUCAACUUCAGCUUCUAGGCAGAAUUCAGCUGGGAGUCUGACGUCAAGUGUGUGACUGGAGUAUUGCAUAGGUCACAUAGUUACUUACCUGUUUACUUUUCUUGUUCCAAGUGUAAAUUGAGUUUCAUUUACUUGAAUUGUUGUAGGCUGUAAUAUGAAGUUGGUGGUUUGUCAUUUUUUUCUUAUCCCACCUUUUGUUUUUAUUUUUUAUUAGAGUAUUUUAUGAUUUCCAGCUCACUGGCAGUAAACAGUUUGCCAUUGUUGGUGUAUAUUGGAUUUUUAAUAUAAGAUGAUGCUCAGGCUUUGUUUUA
Molecule: messenger RNA, 4046 nt
Organism: Populus trichocarpa (black cottonwood)
Lineage: Eukaryota; Viridiplantae; Streptophyta; Magnoliopsida; Malpighiales; Salicaceae
Product: dual specificity protein kinase YAK1 homolog
Exons: 18
Coding region: 637-3417 (926 amino acids)
Biological process (GO): peptidyl-threonine phosphorylation; peptidyl-serine phosphorylation
Cellular component (GO): cytoplasm
Molecular function (GO): ATP binding; protein serine/threonine kinase activity; protein tyrosine kinase activity
Source: RefSeq, a predicted model, not a curated record